This is a messenger RNA of Trichomonas vaginalis G3, 675 nucleotides long. RefSeq lists its product as uncharacterized. The transcript has a single exon. The record is from RefSeq and is a predicted model, not a curated record. Lineage: Eukaryota; Parabasalia; Trichomonadida; Trichomonadidae. Bases 1 to 675 code for a protein of 224 amino acids.
AUGGAAAAUCGAAUCAAAGCAGCAUAUGCAUGUUUCCUUAAAGGAAAUGCUAAAGCUGCUGAAGAUACAAUGUACAAUAUAUUAGAUAUUCUCCAAAAUGAUAUUAUUCAAAAUGAUAAUUGGCAAUCUAAUAUUCAAUUAUUAUCAGUCGCUUUAAAAUAUCUUGUCGAAAUCACUGAAAAAACAGGAAGCAUACACAAAUCUAUAGCAAUUGCCCAACUUUUAUCAAAGAUUUUAGAAUUUAUUCCUCAAGUAGAACUUUAUUAUAAAGGACAAAGUGAUGGAAGUUAUUCAGAAAAAGAUUUACUGGUACAGAAAGAUUUAUUUAUUAAUGAACUCAUAGAAAUCAGAGAAAUUCAAUAUUCGUUAGAUUACACAAAUCCACAAAAAUCAAUGCAGAUGAUUUUAAACGCGAUGCAAAAACAAAAAGAAAGACAACAGCAGGAAGUAUACGAAACUCUCAAAGAAUCAAAUGAGAUUUCAUCACACAAAAAUAAAUGUUUUUCAUCAACUGUCAUAAUUAUAUUUAUUUACGCCAUCGCUAUUAUUGCCUGCAUUAUUGCAUUCGUUCUAUACCGUCUAAAUAGGAAAGUUCACACAUUCCAUUACGAUGAAAUACGCAAAGAAAUUGAUCAAUAUAGAGAACAUUUGUCGAAAGUUAUUAAAGAUCUAUAA